Pongo pygmaeus (Bornean orangutan) is the source of this 1408-nucleotide messenger RNA. RefSeq names its product leukocyte immunoglobulin-like receptor subfamily A member 6. Gene Ontology annotation, biological process: immune response-regulating signaling pathway; cytokine-mediated signaling pathway. Gene Ontology annotation, molecular function: inhibitory MHC class I receptor activity. Gene Ontology annotation, cellular component: plasma membrane. The record is from RefSeq and is a predicted model, not a curated record. NCBI's taxonomy places the organism in Eukaryota, Metazoa, Chordata, Mammalia, Primates, Hominidae.
CAGAGGAGACGCCAUGACCGCCACCCUCACAGCCUUGCUUUGCUUUGGGCUGAGUCUGGGCCCCAUGACCUGCGUGCAGGCAGGUACUCUCCCCAAGCCCACCCUCUGGGCUGAGCCAGGCUCUAUGAUCAGCUGGAGAAGCCCCGUGACCAUCUGGUGUCAGGGGACCCUGGAGGCCCAGGGGUACCAUCUGUAUAAAGAGGGAAGCCCAGAGCCCUGGGACACACAGAACCCACUGGAGCCCAGGAACAAGGCCAGAUUCUCCAUCCCAUCCAUGACACAGCACCAUGCAGGGAGAUAUCAGUGUUACUAUUACAGCCCUGCAGUCUGGUCAGAGCCCAGCGACCCCCUGGAGCUGGUGGUGACAGGAGCCUACAGCAAACCCACCCUCUCAGCCCUGCCCAGUCCUAUGGUGACCUCAGGGGGGAACAUGACCCUCCGAUGUGGCUCACAGAAGGGAUAUCACCAUUUUAUUCUGAUUGAGGAAGGAGAACACCAGCUCCCCCGGACCCUGGACUCACAGCGGCUCCACGGUCGGUGGUUCCAGGCCCUGUUCCCUGUGAGCCCCGUGACCCCCAGCCACAGGUGGACAUUCAGAUGCUAUGGAUACUACAGGAACACCUCCCUGGUGUGGUCCCGCCCCAGUGACCCCCUGGAGAUUCUGGCCUCAGGCGUGUCUAUGAAGCCCUCCCUCCUGACGCUGCAGGGCCCUGUUGUGGCCCCUGGAGAGAACCUGACCCUCCAGUGUGGCUCUGAUGUCGGCUACGACAGAUUCGCGCUGUACAAGGACAGGGGACGUGACUUCCUCCAGCGCCCUGGCCGGCAGCCCCAGGCUGGGCUCUCUCAGGCCAACUUCACCCUGGGCCUUGUGAGGGGCUCCCACGGGGGCCAGUACAGAUGCUACGGUGCACACAACCUCUCCUCCGAGUGGUCGGCCCCCAGUGACCCCCUGGACAUCCUGAUCGCAGGACAGAUCCCUGGCAGACCCUCCCUCUCGGUGCAGUUGUGGCCCACAGUGGUCUCAGGAGAGAAAGUGACCCUGCUGUGUCAAUCACAAGAGUGGAUGCACACUUUCCUUCUAACUAAAGAGGGGGCAGCCCAUCCCCUGCUGCGUCUGAGAUCAAAGUACGGAGCUCAUAAGUACCAGGCUGAAUUCCCCAUGAGUCCUGUGACCUCGGCCCACAUGGGGACCUACAGGUGCUACGGCUCACUCAGCUCCGACCCCUACCUGCUGUCUCACCCCAGUGGCCCCCUGGAGCUCGUGGUCUCAGCCUCACACCUUCAGGAUCACACAGUGGAGAAUCUCAUCCGCAUGGGCGUGGCUGUCUUGAUCCUGGUGGUCCUUGGGAUUCUGUUAUUUGAGGCUUGGCACAGCCAGAGAAGCUUCCAAGAUGCAGCCGGGAGGUGA